Messenger RNA from Colletotrichum chrysophilum, 1137 nucleotides. RefSeq lists its product as uncharacterized. Gene Ontology annotation, biological process: transmembrane transport. The record is from RefSeq and is a predicted model, not a curated record. The transcript has 2 exons. Lineage: Eukaryota; Fungi; Ascomycota; Sordariomycetes; Glomerellales; Glomerellaceae. The coding region runs from base 1 to 1137 and encodes 378 amino acids. Gene Ontology annotation, molecular function: transmembrane transporter activity. Gene Ontology annotation, cellular component: fungal-type vacuole membrane.
AUGAUUGCCACGGAAGAACUUGAGAAAUACCCCGAGGGCGGUAAAGAUGCCUGGCUGGUCGUUGCUGGUGCAUGGUGCGCUAUGAUCCCAUCGAUGGGGCUUCUCAACACUUUGGCUGUUCUCCAGGCCUGGGUCACGGAGUAUGAAUUACAAGGGCUACCGGAGUCAACGAUUGGUUGGGUAUUCAGCACCUAUGCAUUUUUCCUGUACUUCUGUGGUGCUCAGGUUGAGUUCUACCAAUUCUUUCUUACCUUUGGCGUUCUCGGUGGCAUGUCUGCCUCACUCCUCUUUAACCCGAGCAUUUCCGCCAUUGGCCACUGGUUCUCCGAGCGACGAGCCCUCGCGACCGGUAUUGCUUGCACCGCCGGAGGUGUUGGGGGCGUUAUAUUUCCGCUCAUUAUCCUUUACCUUGCCCCACGCGUGGGAUUUGCCUGGGCAUUGAGGACAGUCGGAUUCAUCUGUCUCGCAGUAUCCGUGUUGGCUUGUCUGCUUCUCAAGAAGAGGCUACCGCCGAACAAGAAAGCCGGAGCUGCCAUAGACAUCGCGGCGCUGCGAGACGCAAAGUUCGCCUUGACAACACUGGCCGUUUUUCUGAUUGAAUUUGCCGUUUUCAUACCUUACACCUACAUAUGUUCUUACGCCAUCCACGAGGGUAUGGGUCUGCAAAAGUCGUUACUUCUGAACGCGAUUCUCAACGUUGGUGCCAUACCGGGGCGUGCCCUGCCGGGUUACGUCGCUGAUCGCUUUGGACCUUUCAACGUUAUGUGCGUGACGGCUCUCGUAUGCUCAACUUUCGUAUUCGCUCUUUGGAUGAACGCACAGGGAGGAGAGGCCGCGACCACGGCAUUUGCUAUUCUUUAUGGGUUCUGGUCGGGCGCUGCUAUUAGCUUGACUCCUGUGUGCAUCGGUAGAGUGUGUGAGACGAAGGACUACGGCAAAAGGAGUGGAACUGCAUUCUCCAUCUCGAGCAUCGCCGCGUUGGUAGGCGUGCCAUUUGCGGGAGCUAUCCUGCAAUGGUGUGGCGGUGCAUACUAUGGGGUGAUCAUCUUCGCAGGUGGCCUGUACGUACUCGCGUUGGUGGCCUUCAUUAUUGCGAGAGGCGUCGCCGGUGGCUGGGCCUUCACACUACUUUAUUGA